AUGAUGCGUCUAUAUUACUAAGCAUUCAGCAAACUUAUCAAAGUAGAUCGUUUAGCACUGACUCCACAUCAAUAUUGGAUUGCAGCUGGUAAAGGAAUGGAACGCCCUUAUACAGGAGAAUAUUGGUUUAAUCAAGAAGUUGGAACAUAUCACUGUUAGCAUUGCGAUAAUCAAUUGUUUUCUUUUGACUCUAAAUACAAAUCAACUACAGGAUAUGCAUAAUUUUGGAAUCACAUACCUAAUAGCGUAAAAUUAGAGGAAUCAAACAUUAAAGAAGAAAGGGAUUUGUGUUGUGCUGGAUGUGACAGUUUUGUUGGAAAGGUUUCCUUUGAUGGACCUCCUCCAACAUUCAUUAAAUAUAGUAUUAAUUCAGCUGCAUUAAAUUUCAAACUGAAAUCCUUUUAAGAAGACCCAUACUUUAGAAAAAUUGCUAGAAAAGAAAAAGAGGCUCAACGUUAGAAAAAAGUAGAACAUAAUUAUUUAGAAAGCAAUAGCAAUUUGUGAUUUAUUAUAUUAAUAAAAUUAUAUGUAGUGAUGAAAUAGUACAA
Messenger RNA from Paramecium tetraurelia, 548 nucleotides. RefSeq lists its product as uncharacterized. Gene Ontology annotation, biological process: response to oxidative stress; protein repair. Lineage: Eukaryota; Ciliophora; Oligohymenophorea; Peniculida; Parameciidae. Gene Ontology annotation, cellular component: cytoplasm. The transcript is spliced from 3 exons. The record is from RefSeq and is a predicted model, not a curated record. Gene Ontology annotation, molecular function: peptide-methionine (R)-S-oxide reductase activity.